This is a messenger RNA of Closterium sp. Naga37s-1, 5454 nucleotides long. Lineage: Eukaryota; Viridiplantae; Streptophyta; Zygnematophyceae; Desmidiales; Closteriaceae. The record is from the annotation of a GenBank genome assembly.
AUGUGGAUCUCCGCUCAGUUCCCCGCGCGCCUCAACGUGUUCCGCCUGUCCGUCGCUCUCAUCGCGGCCACCUGCCUCGUCGCCCUCCCAGCGCGCGCGCAGUCGUUCCGCGUGAGCUCGAACCCCGCGCUGGCGGAGCUGAAGUUGGAGCACCUCAACCGCUUCUUCCGCAGCCUCACCGUGGCUUAUAACGAGUCGGAGGAGUGGUGGGAGCCUGAGCUUUCCAUCGACUGGCGAUGGGACGACCGUCUGAAACCCGUGCUGGGGCUGCGCACAGAGGGGGCUUGCAAGUCCUCAUGGGCAAUAACGGCCGUGACAGCGGUGGAGAUGGCGUACGCGAUAGUAGCUCCCGAGUAUCCCAAUCUGCCGCCCGUGGCGCGAGUGUCGGUGCAGCAGGUGCUGGACUGCGAGCCCAGCAACAGCAGCUGCAGUGGCGGCGGGUGGCCGACGUCAGCGCUGGACUACAUGGUGGACGCCACUCAGGCUAACGGGGGCCUCGCGACGGAGGCUGCUUACCCUUACACGCAGAAGCAGGGCGCUUGCAAUGUGACUAGGUCCAAGGAGCUGCUGCGCAAGAGCGUACCCAAGGCCAUCGGGGUGAUAGGGUACGACCAGGUGGACUUCUUUGGCUGGCUGGGACUCACGCUCGCCGUGCAGACCCAGCCCACCAUCGCCUUUGUGAGAGGCAGCCAUCCCACCUUCCUGUCUUACCGCAAGGGCACGUACAGCGACCGGGCGUGUGCGGGGGGCGUGGUGGAUCACAGUGUGGUGGUGGUGGGGUAUGAGCUAGACGACUACAACACUCUGCCCUACUGGAUCAUCCGCAACUCGUGGGGCGACAAGUGGGGCGAGAAGGGCUACAUGCGCAUGGCCAUGGGCUACAUGCGCAUGGCCAUGGGCUACAUGCGCAUGGCCAUGGGCUACAUGCGCAUGGCCAUGGUGGGAGGCAUCGGCAUCUGUGGUAUUCACUCAGUGCCGGCCAUCUACCCCGUUAUUAAGACCCCCUCGCCCUGCAACGACCAGAUCAACCCGUGCGGGUGGGGAGACUGCGAGGCCAACACUGACGGCCCCUCCCCACCCUAUGUGUGCUCCUGUGCGGACGGCUUCGUACCCGUCACCAACAACGACGGCACCCCCACCUGCGCUCUAGAUGACGUGUGCUCGUGGUUUGAGGGCGGAAACCCCUGUGGAGUGGGCUCGUGUCUGAGCGACAACGAGGGCGGCUACCUCUGUCUCUGCCCGCCCGGCUUCAAGCGAGGCCUCCGUGCGGGCGGCACAGAGAUCUGCGUACCCAGGCCCCAGCAACAUCUCCUACCCGAUAAGCGUGGACUGCGAGCUCGUGUAUCAGACUCACUCACUUUCUCCUCUCCCAUCUCCCAUCUUCCCCGCACCACCCCAGCGGCCAAGCGCCCUUCCAACAUCUUCUACCCCAUGGACGUGGAUUGCCAGCUGGUGUAUCAAAUCCCCUUACCCUCUCCCACUCCCUCCCACUCCCUCCUACUCCUUCCCACUCCUUCCCACUCCCAUGUUCUUCAGCCGCCGAGCGGCCCAGCAACAUCUCGUGCCCAAUGGACAUGGACUGCGAGCUCGAAUCAAAUCUCCCUAACAUUUGGUCCUCCUUCCCUCCUCUUUUCUGUCACCCCAGCCGCCGAGCGCCCGACCACCAUCUCGUACCCCAUGGACGUGGACUGCGAGCUGGUGUAUCAGAUCCCUUUACUCCCUCCCACUCCGCACCCUCCUGGUCUUGCUUCCUUUCCCUCUUCCAUCCCUCCAGCCGCCGAGCGCCCCAGCAACAUCUCGUACCCCAUGGACGUGGACUGCGAGCUCGUGUAUCAGAUCUACGGGCUGGAUGAGGAGCAGUUCCUCGCUCAGAACCCCGACCUGGUGGGUGCUGCUGGUCUCGACUUAACCCCUCAUCCCUCCCUACCUCCAUUUCUCCCUCCACCGCUCCCUCCCUCCCUUUUCACUCUCCAAAAUCUCUCCUCUCUCGCUGCCAUCCCUCACAACAAACACCCUCUGCCAUUCCUUUCCCCUUCUUCCGCCCCUCACACCCCCAUCCCACCACCCCUCCAAUCACAGAACGACACGUGUGCAGCGGUGGCAGACGGGUUUGACCUCACAGUGCCAGACCUGGAGGCUCUGAACCCGGGCGUGAACUGCACCGGGAAGAUAAAGAAGCUCCCCGCAGUGAACCAGCAGGUGUGUGUGCAAGAAGGAAACGGGGCAGACUUCCCCAUGUGCACGCAGUUCUACACCGUCCUUUCGGGCGACGACUGCGACAUCAUCAUGAAGCGCUUCAAGCUCUCUCAGCUCUCCUUUUACGCGCUCAACCCCGGGCUCAGCUGCGCGGCGCUCUUCCCCUUCCUCAGCGGGCCCGACGAGGAUGGCGGCGACCAGGACGGGGGGCAAACACUCAGUGGCACGCAGGUGUGCAUUUCGGGUUUCACAGUCAACGCCACUGGGCCUGCUCCUGCCCGCUCCCUCCGCACCCUCGGCCCUCCCCUGCUUUCCCCUUCCCCCGACCACGCCCUCCUUCCUGCCGCGCGUUCCCCCUUCCCCCACUCCUCCCCUUCCCCGGAGCUUGUAUCUCCCCCCCGCUCUCCCUCCGCCGUCCCCUUUCCGCGCCUCCUCCUCUCACCCCUCUGCUCUCCCCUUACGCUCUCCGCCUUCCGUCCCCGUCCUUCCGCGCUCCCCUCGUAUGGCGCGUACGGUAUAUAUGCACACACUCAACCCACAUGCAGCCCGUCCCGUCCUCUCGAGUUGACUUUUGAGUCGACUCAAAAGUCAACUCCUUCCGCGCUCCCCUCUUAUGGCGCGUACGGUAUAUAUGUACACACUCAACCCACAUGCAGCCCAUCCCUUCCUCUCCCCUCGUCCCACGCUCUCCCCUCGUCCCACGCUCUCCCCUCGUCCCACGCUCUCCCCUCGUCCCACGCUCUCCCCUCGUCCCACCCCUCCCCUCGUCCCACCCCUCCCCUCGUCCCACCCCUCCCCUCGUCCCACCCCUCCCCCAGCCUACGCCUCGCGGUGCCCAGCUUUGCUCUGCUACAGCCGAGGCAUUUGAACCGCGUGUCAAGAUAUGCGAGCAUGGGGUAUGACGGCGGCUGCUCUCCCCCUUUCCCCCCAUGCACCCCCUUCCUCCCCCCCCCAACAGCCUACGCCUGUAGCGCGGUGCCCAACUUUGCUCUGCUACAGCCGAGGCAUCUGAACCGCGUGGCGAGAUAUGCGCGCAUGGGCGCGGUUCCCAGCGUGGCGCUGGGUGCGACUGCUAGAGUGUUCCCUUUCCGCCCCCUGUUCCCAUCCUCUCCCCUCAUGGGGCCCUACGCCUGUAGCGCGGUGCCCAGCUUUGCGAUGCUACAGCCGAGGCAUCUCAACCGCGUGUCGAGAUAUGCGAGCAUGGGGUAUGACGGCGGGUGCGACUGCUGGAGUGUCGACCUGAACGUGGACUGGCGCGAGCUUGAGGGCGUGCAAGGCGUGCGCAACGAGGGGGCUUGCAAGGCGUCGUGGGCGAUCGCAGCAGUGAACGCGGUGGAGUUGACAAUGGCAAUGGUUGCAAACCAGCUAGAGUCGUACGACAGUGCAUUCAACAUCUCCGUGCAGCAGGUGGUGGACUGCGAGCCCAGCAGCAGCAGCUGCAAGGGCGGGUGGCCCACAUCAGCGCUGGACUACAUGGUGGACGCGAGCAACGACCUGGGGGGGGUGGUGCCACAGCUGCAGUAUCCCUACAAGGGCAAACAAGCCAAGUGCAAUGGGGGGAAGAUCGCCACGUCAUCCACCCCACUGGGUCUGGCGCGCUACGAGCAGGUGGACUUCUACGGCUGGAUCGGGCUGCUGCUGGCCGUGCAGGUGCAGCCGGUCAUUGCCUUUGUGCGCGGCAGCUACCCCUCCUUCCAGAAAUACAAAUCGGGCGUAUAUGAUGAUCCCAAGUGUGCAACAGCGGGCAUCGUGGACCAUGCAGUGCUCGUGGUGGGGUACGCGUUCACGGGGCCAAAUGCGGAGGGCAAUUGGAUCGUGCGCAACUCGUGGGGCUCCAAGUGGGGCGAGCAGGGCCAUAUGAGGAUGGCUUUCGCGGGAAGCGUUGGCAUCUGCGGAAUCCAUUCAGUGCCGGCUAUCUACCCCAUUAUUCAGGUGCCUUCCCCCUGUGACUCGCCUCAGAAGCCCUGUGGCGGUGGCGCUUGCGUGCCCGAAGAGGGCGCCUACUCUUGUCAGUGUCCGGCGGGCUUUGUCAGUUACACCAACGACGACGGCACCGCGACUUGCGCCCCUUUGGACGCGUGUGGCACGCAGGCGUCCAAUCCAUGCCUCACAGGCACAUGCAUCAACGACAAUGCGGGUGGCUACUUUUGUCUUUGCCCCCCGGGGUAUGAUAAGGGCAGCCUCACGCUCGGAUGGGAGACCUGCACACCUUCCUCGUCCCCCCCCACCACGCUCACCUUCCCAGUGGACGUGGACUGCCCGCUCGUCUACCAGCUCUACGGCCUCACAGAGGAGGCCUUCCUCGCUCAGAACUCCGAACUGGCCUCCCCAUGCGCCACCAUCCCAGCCAACACCGAAAUCAACGUGGCUCCCACGUCCACCUGCGUCGCAUGCAGCCUCUUCUACUCCUGGACCAACGACGACUCCUGCUCAGCUGUAGCAGACCUCUUUGGAAUCGACGAGACCGAGUUGACUCGCUUGAAUCCCGGCCUCGACUGCUCCGGCAGCGAGUCCUGCCACGCGCCCUCUCCCGGCCAGCAGAUCUGUGUGCGAGAGGGCGAUGGGAUGGACUACCCAAUGUGCUCGUGGUGGGAGGGUGUGAAGCCAGGGGACACGUGUGCUGCUCUCAUGCAGCGCUACAACCUGCCCGCCCUCGCCUUCUUCUGGCUCAACCCCGGCCUCGCAUGUGACAACCUCUUCCCCAACGGCAUGGACAUCACAGGCGUGCAGGUGUGCCUCUUCGCGUACAUCUACAACAGCUCUUCCAGUGCCAGCUACCGAUCCUACUCGCUCACCCAGCCACUCCACACCCAGCAGCACCGCACCCAGCCGCAGCCCACCGCUCUUCCCCUCCCAUUGGCACCCCACUCACUGGGAAAGCUCACUCCACACCAGGGCUCCACCAUACAACGCACCUCACCGCACCAAACUGUUCUCCAGCAGUCCCCUUGGAAACGCGUCUGGUCAGCAAACCACCCCACAGGCAAGCCACCCUUCAAGCUCCCCCCGUGGCAGCAACCUUUGUGGCAGCAGCGGCGGGCGAGGCUAGUUAAAGCCGGAGUGCUUCGGGUCUCCCCGGCUGCGGUGUCGAAGCGGCGGUGCCUGGCGUUCUACUCGGUGACGAGGGGGGACUUCUGUGCGCGCAUCAUAUCGCUCAAGUUCCAGAACAGUGCGAGGAAGAUGGCAGAGCUGAACAACGGAUACGUGUGCAACAAUGAUAGGCUCUAUGUGGGGCUGAGCCUCUGCACGCGGAGGUAG